Messenger RNA from Setaria italica (foxtail millet), 2331 nucleotides. RefSeq lists its product as uncharacterized. The record is from RefSeq and is a predicted model, not a curated record. Lineage: Eukaryota; Viridiplantae; Streptophyta; Magnoliopsida; Poales; Poaceae. Bases 332 to 1816 code for a protein of 494 amino acids. The transcript has 2 exons.
AUAUCCAAGCACGUAAAAAUGCGGAGACUCUCACUGCUGAUUGAAGUCAGAUGUCCCUUCUUGAAUCAACAUUUUCCUCUUGCAGAGACCAAAUCCUUUACAUCCCUCAGACCCUCUGAUAGUGCAUUUCUGUUAGUGAAUUGUCUGCCUCCUUUUGCUUCCUAUAAAUCUUGGUCCACACUAUCCUCUUCUCUAAGUUCAUAUAUUACCUUGCAGUUCAAAGGUAGAUAGAUACCUUCAUACACAGGAUAGCUGACCACCGCUUCCUUGCGAUUCUAUCGAAGGAAGAUUCUUACAACCGGGAAGGAAUGUUAUAGAUGCUUGAAUCCUAAUGGCGAAUAUGGUCAGUUCUGCUGUUGUCCAUGAAGCAGUUAGCCAAAUCUUAUCUGACCUCAUUAACAGGCAUGAGGGGAAAGAGAAAUCAAAGGCCAACGAAAACUUGGAGAGGCUAGAGAUGGCGCACAUUAAGUUGGAGGCUGCUCUCGAGACAUCUGAAAAGUGGCAAAUCACUGGUGCAUCCUUGUUGCGCUGGCGUAAAAAGCUGAAGCGUGCUGCUCAAGAGUGUGACGACACGCUGCACAGAUGCAAGAAUAGGAUCUUAGAAGAAGAACAGAUCGAACAGGAGGUGAGGAAUUCAGCCUUUCCUAAACGGAUAGCACAUGCUACCAGGUCACUCAUCUCCUCUGCCUUUGGCCAUGAUAACCAGUUAAGAACAUCUAUUGUUAGAAGAUUUGAGUGGUAUGCAGAUGGUGCUGGCGACUUCUUGAGGUUCAUCGAGCUUGGUUGCACACCGCAUUGUCACAUGCCCUUCAACCCUUUCAUCAAGAACUUUUUUGCAGGGAAGAAGCUGCAGCACAAAAUCGACCAGGGAAAUGGGAGCAGUUUUUUUAUACUGUGGUUACCCUUCAUUACUGCAGAGCAUAGGGUAGAGGUUUCCCUAGUCUUCAUCCAGAAAGAUGGUAAUGCACCAGAGAACAAUUUUUACUUCAGCAUCAUGCUACAACUUUCUGAGAGUACGGACAUAGUUGGGAUUGCAAUGAAGUGCUUGCAGCUGUUUACACCUCUUUUCAAGUCUAAAGUUGAAGUUAUUAGGAACAAAAUUAUGAAACUGCCUGCACAAGACUUCUCAUGGGUGCCGUUUGUUGACUCACGCCAGAAAGAACAUUGGGACAAUCUAGUUGGUUGUGUCUCUCAGUGGCUUCGUCCAGACCCAUCAUGCUGCAAGAAGAUUGACCAGCAUGAAGCUCACCAUUGUAGCAACACAGACACGUCAGAUGUUUCUCUAGAACCAGUUAUUGAAGCGCAUUUGGAGUGCCAAGUCUCACUGGAUGGAGGCGAAAUUUGUCUCCAAGAUUCUGAAUAUCUGAUAGCUGGACUCCUCUUUAUGCCCCAUGGUUCUUCAGAGAACCUGUCGCCUGGGGAUAAAAGCUCUGCUAUAGCAGUGAAUCACAGUGAGGAGCAACAUUGCAUGCAUAGAGACAUUACCUUGACACAGCUGGAAGAGAUCACACUUGCAAAGGCGGUAGAGUACUUUCGCCAAAACACAGACGCAUUAGUCUACCAGAUGCUUUGGAAGUCUAAACAGGGCACUGCAUAUAUUCAUGUUGUGAAGGGAAGCACGAAGAUGCAGAGCACACGACGAAUGAUUCGGGGAGGAAAGAUUGUGCAACAACAGGAGCGAGAUCAUGUGGUUCCUCAGUUCCUCAACUUAUGGGUUGGACAUGCACCCAUCAGGCUGCAAGGCUCGAUCGUGGACUGGAUUCAGAAAGAGGGAAAAAAUAAGCUAGCAUUUUCACCGCUACGCCUGAAACUCUAGAUCAUUUAACAUGGAUCGAUAACGGAGACAAGAUUUAAAAGAAAACAGAAAUUUUCCGGGUAGUAAGUAAAUGUUGAAAGCUCUUCUUAACAGUGGACAUGUCCUUCAAAACAUCAUUCUCAGUGCAAGAAUAUUGAUAAAAUCUCCAUAUAGGUCCCAAGACAGAGAGGAGAAUAUCUGCAGCAUGAAGGUUAUUGAGUUACAUAUGCAAACAGUUUUUUCUGUGUUGGUCUUAGCUAAAAAAAUAUGUUCUACUUUAGGAAUCUAUGUAAGUGCAGUGCAGUAUGCCGCUUUUUUAGGUUUGAAAUGUCCUUUUCAUAUGGUCUCAAUUAUACUCUUAUUUGCAUCUUAUCAUUUUGCUCAUCAUGUGCUGGGAAUUGCAUGCAUGGCUUACUACAUCAAUGCAUUUGUAAAUUGUAAGCAUAUAGACCAUAUUUACUUUGUGUGCAAACAUUGAGCAUGUGGCUAUGUACCACGGGCAAAUUAAGUUGAAGAGAGAUUAUUAUGAGAUCUUA